AAAAAGUAACAACGAUUUCGUCGUAAUAUUCCAAAAAUAACAUAUAUUAAUAUGCGGGAUUAUUAACUAUUGAUCAAACUGUUCCUUUAAUAUUGUAUACUUCAAAACUGCCUGUCCAAAAUUGAACUUUUACCAUUGAUUAACAUUGAAAGUAAAUUAUCAAGGAAAUUCAAUGAUCGAGAUAACAAUCCAGCGUUGCUCGGAAGAUAGCGAGUUAUACGUUUGGACUAGUAGACUUGUCCUUUUACGACACGGGCUGGAAUACCUGUCACCUACAUAACAAAAAUGGCAGACGAGAAAGCAUUAAGCUAUAUAGAGGCUAGUCCCCAAGAGGAUGCGAGUGCAUAUGGUGCUAAUUAUGGAGCCCACAGAGAAGGGAUGACUAAAGAAGAGGUCGCAGAAUACUAUUCAAAAUGGGGAUAUAGCGGAAAAUAUGAAGAGGAUCUUUGUCCAGAGAGAUAUAACGGUCCAAAAUAUGGUGCCGAGACCUUAGUAGAGGCGUAUCCAGGCAACCGAGACUCUAUAAACAUCUUGGACAUAGCUGCAGGGACUGGAUUUUUAGGAGAAGAGUUGCAUAAGCGUGGAUUUAGAAAAAUAGACGCUUUGGAUCCAGCAGAAGGCAUGCUUGCAAUGGCAAGAAAAAAGAACGUGUAUGAUAGACUUCUCUGUGAAUUUAUGUGCGAAAAAAGACUUCCGGUUGAAAAUGAUACGUAUGACUGUACAAUCAUUGCUGGGGGUAUGGGUGAAGGUCACAUUCCAUGUGUAGCUUUACAUGAAAUGGUCAGAAUUACAAAACCAGGUGGUUUAGUUGUUAUAGUCAUGAGAGAAGAAUAUUUGGACUACGUUCAAGAAUAUAAAGACAGACUAGAGGUUCUGAUGCAAGAAUUAGAAGAUGCGGGAAAAUGGGAAAGCGUCUCAAGAGUUAUCGUUCCUAAUUAUUCAUUUGACAAUAAUGGUGUUAUAUUUAAAUAUAGAGUAUGUUGAUUUCUAGGACAUCAACUAUUGGGAUUUUGUUGUUACUAUUUAAAUUGCGGGUUUUAUUUUAUUGACAAAUGCAAACAUGAAUCUGAUUUUCAAUUAAACAUUGUUUAUCUCGGUUAUUUGAAUACAUGAGAAUGACUCUGCAGAUAUUUAUAUUUUCCACGUUUAAUAUCGGAUAUCACUCUGAUGAGGUGUUCCAGUAUGCUUACACUUGUUCCGAAUGGAGGCAGCUUAGGAUGAAAUCAAAUGUAUGUUUAUCAAGUAAAUGAAUCUCAAUUGCAUAUGAUAUAUUAUCAGAUUUUUCACAUCAUUUUUCAUAUCGCAUGUAUUAUCAGCCGUAGGUUCAAUAUCAGCCAAAGCCACAUGGCUCGAGGGCUGAUUUUGACCGAGGGCUGAUAAUACAUGAGAUAUGAAAAAUAACAUGCAAUGAUUCUUUUUAUCAAAUGCUUCGACAUUGCAGAUUGAUAUAUAAAUAGAAAUAGAAAAAUAGGAGUUCAAAGAAUGAAAAGUUUACAGACGUCAAACCCCUAAGAUAGUACAUUCAAAAUGAAAUCUUUCUGUCAAAUGCCUGAACUGAGAAGAAUAACAAUAGUAUGAUCUAUUCUAAUCAGAACGAUUAAACAAAUAAUUCAACAAUAUAUAUACUGUUUGCAAAAGUCAUCUUUUUAAAGUAACUUUCUACAAUAUGUUGGAAAUUUAUAGAGUGAGUUUAUUUUAUCAUUUUAAGUUCGUUUGUUAAAUUGUUUGUUUGUUUGUUAUUUUUUUUAUUGAAUUUUACACAAUAUACUUUCCUGUAUCUAAUUAUUUGUUUUGUACCCUACUUUGUUAUGUUUUUCACUAAAAAAGUAUCAUUGAUGUGUAUUUUUCGGAAUUUGCCGAGUAUCACCGGACUUCAUGUGCGAUAACGCCGAGACUACUAUAACACAUGUCAUAUAGUUGUCUCAGGAUAACGUUACGGAAAGGCAUGUGAUAAUAUUUGAAGCAUGUGAUAAAUAUUUCAUACCAGCCCGCUAAGCACCAAUUCGAAAAAAUAUGGAAUUGACGUGAUUUUAAUGCUAUUGUCAUACGGUAAAAAUCAUGUUAUUAAGCAUAAGUAUAUGAUAAUGAUUUUUAUUUGUUUGUAUAAUGUUAUUUUAUAUGAACAAUGUUGCAGUAAAUACCCCAUGAUGAUACAUUGAUUUCAGAUGAAUAUAUGAAGAGAUAACAAGAGUAUAAUAUAUCCGUCAGCUGUGGUAAAAUAUAUAUAUUAAUACGCAUUUUAAAUGAAUUAAAAAAUUUAAAUCAA
This is a messenger RNA of Mytilus trossulus (common blue mussel), 2266 nucleotides long. RefSeq lists its product as uncharacterized. The transcript is spliced from 6 exons. NCBI's taxonomy places the organism in Eukaryota, Metazoa, Mollusca, Bivalvia, Mytilida, Mytilidae. The record is from RefSeq and is a predicted model, not a curated record. Gene Ontology annotation, molecular function: methyltransferase activity. Bases 286 to 984 code for a protein of 232 amino acids.